AUGGCUACCAAGUUUAAACCUUUUGAUGUUGUAAUUGCAAGGUAUUUACUUAAGCCAAAUGAAGUAUUUCACUUAUCCAAACCAUUGAUGUAUGGUGCUAAAAUUAAUACAGGAUUCGGAUCAAUCAAUCAUGAUGAUAUUAUAGGCAAACCUUUGCGUUCAAUUGUAUUUGGAGAUAAAGAUAAAAAACACAAAUAUAUCGUAACGCGAGCCAGACUUUCUGAAUACGUGAUCAAUGUAAAAAGAGAGGCUCAGCCUAUUUAUCCAGUUGAUGCAUCUUUAAUUGUCCAGGCAGCAGAUAUAAAUGUAUCCUACCCAACAUUGAAAUCAGUGGAUGAUACUGAAAUUUAUAAGGAGAUUGACAUAUUUAGACGAAGAGGAUAUAAAUUGGCAAAAAAUAAAAGGAAUGAUAUAAAAAACGAUAGUUCCAGUAUCAAUAAAAAAGAGGAAAUAAUUCAAGAAAAAUUAUUGAUACUGCAUGGACCAAUAAAUUCAUACAAUGGUAAAACCAUUACUCGAUGUAGCACUCCACCGUUACAAUUUUUAGAAUGUGGGACAGGUCAUGGAUCAUUAACUUUACAAAUCUGUAAAAGUAUUCAUGCAUCUAAUUGUUAUUUUGAUGGGAUAAAUGAUUUAAGCAGAGGAUCGAUAAUACAUUCAUUGGACAGAAAUUUGAAGCAUAUGAAAAUUGGUAUAGGUACAGUUUCCGGAUUUCAAAAGGGGAUUUACUUAGAUGAUGUAGAAUUUCAUUACGAACCAAUAGGACCAAGCAACUGGGUUAAUAGUGACAUAGCAAAUUAUUAUAGGCAGCUUUGUGAUACAACGGAGUUUCUGCAGGGGUGUUUUUUGGAUAUGCCCUCUCCUGAACAUGAAUUUACUGAAUUAUCUAAAUAUUUAACGGUAGAUGGUUUUAUCAUAGUUUUUACACCAUCUAUUUCACAAAUUUGGGAUUGUUAUACGUUUGUUAAAGAUAAUGACUUAAAAUUAACCCUAGUCAGCACUUUUGAAUUACUGACGGGUGGUAAUGGUGGUAUGAGAGAGUGGGAUGUUAGACGGGUCAUGAUUAGAAAUUCUGAAAUGGUAGGUAAAGUAGUAAAACCAAGAAUUGGUGUAAGAAUAGUAGGUGGAGGGUUUAUUGGUAUAUUUAGGAAAAUCCCAUAA
Saccharomycodes ludwigii is the source of this 1161-nucleotide messenger RNA. RefSeq lists its product as uncharacterized. Gene Ontology annotation, cellular component: tRNA (m1A) methyltransferase complex. The record is from RefSeq and is a predicted model, not a curated record. Lineage: Eukaryota; Fungi; Ascomycota; Saccharomycetes; Saccharomycodales; Saccharomycodaceae. The transcript has a single exon. The coding region runs from base 1 to 1161 and encodes 386 amino acids. Gene Ontology annotation, biological process: tRNA methylation.